AUGGUAUCAUUCAAAGCCCUUUAUAGGAGGGGAUGUAGAUAUCCCAUAGGAUGGUUCAAGGUUGGAGAAGUGGAUCCCCUGGGGGUUGACUUAGUAAGGGAUGUUCAAUACAAGGUAAGGAACAUCCAAGUAAAACUUAUAGCAGCACAAAGUUGUCAAAAAGAGUAUGUUGACCGUAAGGUAAGGGAUAUGACAUUCCAGGAUAGUGAACAAGUGCUUCUAAAGGUAUCACCCAUCAAAGGGGUAAUGAGAUUUGGUAAGAAGGGUAAGCUUAGUCCUCGCUAUAUUGGCCAUUUUGAGAUUCUGGAUUGUAUGGGGACAGUGGCUUACAGGUUGGCUUUACCACCUAGCUUGUUUGGGGUACAUCCAGUUUUUCAUGUGUCCGUGCUGAAGAAAUAUCAUGUAGAUGGAGAUUACAUCAUUAAAUGGGACUCAAUUUUAUUAAACAAUGAUCUUCGGUACGAGGAAGAGCCAAUGGCAAUCUUAGACUGUGAUGUUUGA
Solanum dulcamara is the source of this 501-nucleotide messenger RNA. RefSeq lists its product as uncharacterized. The record is from RefSeq and is a predicted model, not a curated record. The transcript has a single exon. The coding region runs from base 1 to 501 and encodes 166 amino acids. NCBI's taxonomy places the organism in Eukaryota, Viridiplantae, Streptophyta, Magnoliopsida, Solanales, Solanaceae.